AUGGGGUCUGAUAGGCAAUCUGUUGGAUUGCUAGACACUCUUAAUAUGGAGACAGUGAGGACAAUUUUAACUCAUACAUAUCCUUACCCACACGAGCAUUCACGUCAUGCCAUUAUUGCCGUAGUUGUGGGUUGCCUAUUUUUUAUAUCGUCGGAUAAUAUGCACACUCUCAUCCAGAAGUUAGAUAGCAAUAUACAAUGGUGGUCUAUGUAUGCCUGCCUGCUUGGUUUUUUCUAUUUCUUUUCGUCUCCAUUUGUAGGAAAGACAAUUAAACCAAGCUAUUCAAAUUUUAGUCGCUGGUAUAUAGCCUGGAUUUUAGUGGCAGCUCUAUAUCAUCUUCCCAGCUUUCAAUCAAUGGGAGUGGAUAUGAGGAUGAAUCUGUCUUUGUUUUUGACCAUUUAUGUCUCAUCCAUUUUGUUUCUUCUUGUUUUCCAUGUUAUAUUCCUUGGCCUUUGCCACUGUGGAAAUCGUGCUAUUCUGAGGGAAAAAACUUUUGAGAGGAGAUUUUCUGGUUGGUUUUCAUUCUGGAAAAAGCAAGAACGAAACACAUGGCUUGCAAAAUUCCUGCGCAUGAAUGAGUUGAAAGACCAGGUUUGUUCAUCAUGGUUUGCUCCAGUUGGGUCUGCCAGUGAUUAUCCACUCUUGUCUAAAUGGGUUAUUUAUGGAGAGUUAUCUUGCAGUGGCUCAUGUGCGGAAUCACCGGAUGAGAUUUCACCCAUAUAUUCAUUAUGGGCUACUUUUAUAGGGCUCUACAUUGCCAAUUAUGUGGUGGAAAGAUCAACGGGGUGGGCCCUAACUCACCCUUUAUCGGUAAAAGAAUAUGAUAAGUUGAAGAAAAAGCAAGUUAAGCCUGAUUUCUUAGAUAUGGUUCCUUGGUAUUCAGGGACAUCAGCUGAUUUAUUCAAGACAGCUUUUGACCUACUGGUAUCAGUAACUGUGUUUGUUGGACGUUUUGACAUGCGUAUGAUGCAGGCAGCAAUGAGCAGGGUUCAAGAUGGAGCUAAACAGGAGGAUCUUUUGUAUGAUCAAUUUAGUGAAAAGGACGAUCUGUGGUUUGACUUCAUUGCUGAUACUGGUGACGGUGGAAAUUCUUCUUAUACUGUGGCACGGCUUCUUGCUCAACCUUCAAUUCGUAUCCAUAGUACUGAUUCAGUGCUUACGCUUCCUCGUGGAAACCUGCUCCUUAUUGGGGGUGAUCUUGCGUACCCCAAUCCAUCAACAUUUACGUACGAAAGGCGGCUCUUUCGUCCUUUUGAAUAUGCUCUACAGCCUCCACCCUGGUAUAAAGAAGAGCAUAUAGCUGUAAACAAGCCAGAAUUACCAGUAGGCAUUUCUGAGCUGAAGCAUUUCGAUGGACCUCAGUGCUUUGUUAUUCCUGGAAACCACGAUUGGUUUGAUGGACUUCAGACGUUCAUGAGGUACAUUUGUCACAAGAGCUGGUUGGGUGGUUGGUUUAUGCCUCAGAAAAAGAGCUACUUUGCUUUGCAGCUACCAAAAAGGUGGUGGAUAUUUGGUCUUGAUCAGGCUCUCCAUUGUGACAUUGACGUGUUCCAAUUCCAAUUUUUCUGUGAAUUAAUAAAGGAAAAGGUUGGGGAUAACGAUUCUGUGAUCAUUGUGACACAUGAACCAAAUUGGCUUCUUGAUUGGUAUUGGAAUGAUGUGACCGGAAAGAAUGUCACACACCUGAUACGUGACCAUUUAAAGGGGAGGUGUAAACUUCGAAUGGCUGGGGACUUGCAUCAUUAUAUGCGCCAUUCUUUCGUUCCGUCAGAUAAGCCAGUUUUUGUGCAGCAUUUACUUGUUAAUGGUUGUGGUGGGGCUUUUUUGCAUCCCACCCAUGUCUUCAGUAAUUUCAGCAGAUUGUAUGGGACCUCCUAUGAGAGCAAGGCUUCUUAUCCCUCUUUUGAAGAUUCUAGCAGGAUUGCUCUGGGAAAUAUUUUGAAAUUCCGAAAGAAAAAUUGGCAGUUUGAUUUCAUUGGUGGCAUUAUAUACUUUGUAUUGACCUUUUCUAUGUUCCCACAGUGUAAGCUAGGCCAUAUCUUACAGGAUGAUUCAUUUUCUGGUCACAUAAGGAGUUUCUUUAGCACAGUGUGGGAUUCUUUUAUGUACAUGCUAGGACAGUCGUAUGUAUCUUCAGCAGGUGCUCUGUUAUUGUUAAUAUUUGCAAUCACGUUUGUACCCUCAAAAGUAUCUCGGAAAAGAAGGGCAAUAAUUGGGAUUCUUCAUUUUGCUACCCACCUGACUGCGGCACUAAUUCUCAUGGUGUUGUUGGAAUUGGGAGUGGAGAUGUGUGUUCGGCAUAAAUUAUUAGCAACAUCAGGUAAAUUUUGUGUUCCAUUUGAUGAGUUUUCAUAAUAUUUAUAAAAAUGAGAUGGUUUGUGUUUUCUCUUUCACUGUGUUCAAUUUGUGUUUAAGUUUGUAUACUUAUCAUGUGCCCCCAGGUUGCCAUGUUUGCACAUGUCACAAGUAAGCAUGAAAACACAAAACGUAAUAAAUGCGUCAAUUAAAUUAAGCCAACCCUGCAUCUUAACUGUUCUCUGCAUGAAUCCCUUCACCAUUUUGCUUUCUCUAUAUGGACGCUAUUACAGAUUGAAGAGCUAGUCAUAUGGGUCAUGAGUAAUGGUGUAAUGUAUUGUGAAUCUGUGAUUGGAGGUACAUCUACAAGAAAUUGGAUGCUAAAUAUCAGUUUGAUUAUAGAUAGAUUCUAAAAGAUUUUUUAUAAUGUGUGAAUUGCUAAUAUGGUGGUUAAGGCUUUUGUACCUGAUCUUUGUGACACAGUGACUGGUACUACUUAACACAACCAAUAUUUUCUGCUUGAAAGUUAAUGAUUGGUAAUCACAUUUCAGGUUACCACACUUUAUAUGAAUGGUAUCGAUCAGUGGAGAGUGAGCAUUUUCCUGA
Ilex paraguariensis (yerba mate) is the source of this 2901-nucleotide messenger RNA. The record is from the annotation of a GenBank genome assembly. NCBI's taxonomy places the organism in Eukaryota, Viridiplantae, Streptophyta, Magnoliopsida, Aquifoliales, Aquifoliaceae.